Molecule: messenger RNA, 2933 nt
Organism: Meriones unguiculatus (Mongolian gerbil)
Lineage: Eukaryota; Metazoa; Chordata; Mammalia; Rodentia; Muridae
Gene: Fcmr
Product: Fc mu receptor
Exons: 8
Coding region: 101-1402 (433 amino acids)
Cellular component (GO): plasma membrane
Molecular function (GO): transmembrane signaling receptor activity
Source: RefSeq, a predicted model, not a curated record
CAAAGGCUAAUUAGCAAACAAGACAGAUUAUCAUUUCCUCAUUUUGAGCCCAUUGAAGGCCAGAACCUCUUUCAAGCACACAACUGUAGAAGGUUCCCAGAUGAUUGGUGUGCCUCCAACUCACUCCAAAGGCUCUUGGAUGGGAUCUGGCCACAAAGGAACCAUGGACCUUUGGCUUUGGUUACUUUACUUCCUGCCAGUGUCUGGGUCCCUGAAGGUCCUCCCAGAAGCACAGCUGGAUGCAGAGUGGGGCGGAUCCAUUACCAUCAAGUGCCCACUCCCUCAGACACCUGUGAGGAUGUACCUGUGCCGGCAGAUGACUGACCCUGGAACAUGCACCACUGUGGUGUCCAACCACUUCGUUAAGAAGGACUAUAAAGGACGUGUCACCCUAAAGCCAUGCUUGGACAAGAAGCUCUUCCUAGUGGGCAUGACACAGCUGACUGAAAGUGACAAUGGAAUCUAUGCAUGUGGUGUGGGCAUAAACACAGACCGGGGCAAGACCCAGAAAAUCAUCCUGAAUGUCCAUAAUGAAUACAAACCAUUCUGGGAAGAUGAACCAAUAUCUGAGCCUCCAAGAUGGUUUCCCAAAUUUCUGCAGCCAAUUCCCAACAGGCACCAGGUGGUUGAACAUGCCAGUUCUUCUGAAUUCAUAUCCAAAGUUACCACACGAGCUCCAAGGACCGAGGCCCUUCCAGCUCACCAGCCCUCCAGCAUGGCUCCAGUGACCCGACGGCCCAAACUUUCCAGAACAUCUUUAGUGCUAUCAACUACAGCUUCAAAGACCUCAGCUCAACAAGCACUUGGCCCCCUAGUGGCCAGCUACCGCCACCAAACCAGACUUCCUGGGCAAAGAACACCCCACCACGGCCCACAGUAUGGGAGAGAAGACCGGGGGCUUCACAUCCCCAUCCCAGAAUUUCACAUCCUGAUUCCGACCUGCCUGGGCUUUCUUUUGCUGGUUCUUUUGGGACUGAUGGUAAAAAGAGCCAUGCAGAGGAAGAAAGCCUUCUCCAGGCGCGAGGGCCGAGUGGCGAUGAGGAUGCGCGGCCGGGAGGCGUCCCGCCCGGUCCCCUCACAGCGUCUGGGCGUCCCGCAGAGGCCGCGCUCGCGGAGCAACGUCUAUAGCGCCUGCCCGCGGCGCGCACCGGGACCCAACAGCAUGGGUCCUGCGGAGGCCCCACUCCUCAGCACCCCAGCCUCAGCGUGCCCCGCCCUCCCACAGGUACUGGAAGCUCCUUGGCCCCACACCCCAUCUCUAAAGGCAAGCUGUGAAUACGUGACCUUGUGCCACCAGCCUGCCGUCAAUGUGAAAGAUGCUGAUUCAGAUGAUUACAUCAAUAUUCCUGGCCUGCCUCACCUUCCCAAGGUCACCCUGGAUCCCAGACCUUCAUGCCAAUGAAUCCUGCCUGUCUGCUGAUUUCCAGUACCUUUCAUGUCCCAUACCCCAGCUUGAAUCUCACCUGACUACCUGAAUGCCUUAAGAAUGAUAAAUUACAAGCUUAUUUACCACCCCAUUGAAGGCCCCAGCAUUCAUUGGAAGAUAUCUGGACAUGCAGAGCAUUCAUUUGUCACGACGUCACCUGUCCUUUCUGUACCAUCCAAAACCUAUGGGACCUGCAAGAUGCUACAUCACUAUUUAUGGUCACAUGGUCUUUGUAGCUUUAUCCCUAGCUCAUGUGGCAUCAGGCUAGAAUAUAAACUCCAGCACCUGAUCCAAAGGGCAGAAUGAGCUUCUAUUUUUUUUCCUGAGUCUCAUGGCAAGGCUAACUUGUUAGAUAUGAUGGUUUAUGUUGUUAGUACUAGUGAUAUACACAUGCACGAAUCCUCUUUAACUCCCUGUCACUUGGUAGAGAUAACCUGACUCCAGCAUCCUCCUACCUUUUAGAAAGUCUUUGUAAUCUCCCUAGCUCCUUCUAAAUCUUAGUACCUUAAUGUCGAUCUAUUUUAGCUAUCCCAAAAUGUUAGCUUUCUCUGUUUUCAGAAAUAUACCCAUUCCCUUGUCAAUUCCAGACAAAACAUAGCAAGUCAUGGAAGGAAAGCACUGUGGGGAGCCCACAAGGUUGGGGUACCUGCUUUAGCACUCUUGGAGAAAAGACACCACACCUGUACAUGCACUUCUUAUCUGAAGUUCAGAGAAAGGUGCAGGCAGACACUUUUUGGGUUGAUAUCAGCUGUAACAUUCAGCCACAGCUUGUGGCACAAGAAUGGCAGCUCUUGCCUUGAAGAAGAAAGCCUUUUCUAGAAACACAGCAUAAGCCCCUGGAUGUUUUCCUAGACAUAGAAUGGUGUGUCUACCUGAGUGGAGUGGCCUUUCUUAGCCAGGAAUGUUCUCACAGAUUGAACAGUGCAUCCGGGUACAAUGUCACUGUCAACUUGACUCACUACAGUAAACAGACAAGGAAAGAGUGGUAGCGGAAGAAAAGAGCGGCACCUGGAGAAACAGGGCAGCAAGAUGGGUGGGAUCAAGAGAUAAGAUGGAGUGUGCAUCAGGGUCAGCCGCUUUGGACCCAGAGAAGAGCAUGUCUGAUUGCAUGCGGGUUGAUGCCCCAGGUCCCGCCUCUGAGAAAAAGGUAUCAGACGGGUCUGAUGCUCUUUGGGUGGAUGACACCUAAAUGAACAUCGGUACAAAGUCCCAAUUUAUAUCUAAUAUCGGAGAUCAGACCUCUACUCUUGCCUGAUGCGUCUAAAACAAAAAGGGGAAACUGUAGAGAGCUGCGGAAUGCUAUGCCUUAAAGAUGGAGCUGGCUUCCGCCUUCCACCUUCCCGAUGGUGAGUGCUCUCUGUCACGAACAAUUCCACAUUUGGCUAAAGCUGAGGAUCUGGCUUGCUUCCAUGUAUGUGGACCUACCUGCAUUGCCCACGUGGCACGCCUGGGUUGGCUACCCAGAAGCUAUUUAAGCUGUGGGCUGGCUUUCCCUAGGGUCCGAGGA